This is a messenger RNA of Gymnodraco acuticeps, 14482 nucleotides long. Its product is annotated as protocadherin Fat 4-like. NCBI's taxonomy places the organism in Eukaryota, Metazoa, Chordata, Actinopteri, Perciformes, Bathydraconidae. Gene Ontology annotation, biological process: homophilic cell-cell adhesion. Gene Ontology annotation, cellular component: plasma membrane. The record is from RefSeq and is a predicted model, not a curated record. Gene Ontology annotation, molecular function: calcium ion binding.
UCCCACCAGCUCCUCCAAGUGUCUAAUACACUGGAAAAUCAAAGCGCGAGCCUCCCCUGUUCACACACCACCAGUGUUGCGCGUGGAGCACAACAGAGAGCGAGAGAGAGGGGUGAUUUUACUCUCUUCUCCUCUCCCCUCAGUUUAACUAUUCUGUAAACUUAUCUGAGCACAUACAUGUGACAACCUUAGAUCUGAUUUUUUUAAUAUGGGACAGGUUUUGCUUUUGUAUUUACUUUGUAGCUGUAAAGUAUGAUGGUUUUAUGAGGCAAAAUAUGUCUAGGUGAGGAGAUUUUACGCACGCCGCUGAAAUGGAUCACAGACUCUCCAGAGGCAGCUGGGUACCGGUGACUGGGCUGGUUGUAUGUCUGCUUCUGUGUGCGUGUGUAGUGGACCUGGUUCUUGCCCAAAUUCGGUACUCCAUUCCUGAAGAGCUGGAGCAUGGAGCUUUUGUGGGCAACAUCGCCGAAGAUCUGGGCUUGGAUGUGGCCAAGCUGUCAGCACGUCGAUUUCGUAUAGUCUCGGGCGCAAAGAGGCAGUAUUUAGAAGUAAACUUGGAGAAUGGCAUUCUCUUCGUCAACGAAAAGAUAGACAGAGAGGAUCUGUGUGAACGAAGUCCGAACUGUUUUUUACACUUACAAGUGGUCAUUGAAAACCCCUUAGAACUGUACAGAGUGGAAGUGGAGAUUUUAGAUGUUAAUGACAACUCCCCCAGUUUCCCAUGGAGCGAGUUUAAUAUUGACAUCACAGAGUCGGCUGCUCCCGGCUCAUGUUUCCCGUUAGAGAGCGCACAGGAUCAGGACGUGGGCACCAACUCUCUGCGCUCUUACCAGCUAAGCGCAAACGAGCACUUUGUACUAAACAUCCAGACGCGCAACGAUGGAAGCAAGUUUGCUGAGCUCGUGCUGGACACCCCGCUUGACCGGGAAAAGCAAAAAAAGCACGAAAUGGUUCUCACUGCCUUUGACGGGGGCUCUCCGGAAAGAUCUGGGACAGCAGUGAUAACUAUUACAGUGUUAGACGCAAACGAUAACGUGCCCGUAUUUGACCGCUCAGUUUACCGGUCGAGCCUGGUGGAGAACGCACCGCGAGGGACGCUCGUGCUGAAGCUGAACGCCACAGACCUGGAUGAAGGAUCUAAUGGGGAAGUGACCUACGCAUUUAGCGGGCACGCACCCCUCAAGGUGCGGGAACUAUUCAGCGUGGACCCGUACACGGGAGAAAUCCGAGUGAAGGGCAUCGUGGACUAUGAGAAAGCCAGUGUUUUUGAACUGUAUGUGCAGGCUAAAGACAGAGGACCCUCGGCUGUGGCUGUACACUGUAAAGUGCUGGUAGACAUCCUUGAUGUCAAUGACAACGCACCCGAAGUCAUCCUCACAUCAGUGUCCACGCCUGUGCAGGAAGACGCACCACCGGGCACGGUGAUAGCCGUAAUCAGUGUAAUGGACCGGGACUCGGGAGAGAACGGAAACGUUGACUGCCAAAUCCCGAGCAACGUCCCCUUUCAGCUCCAUUCCUCCUUUAAAAACUAUUACACUCUGGUGACAAGCGAGUUUCUGGACAGGGAAGCGGUGUCUGAGUACAAUAUUACCCUCACAGCCCGAGACUUGGGCUCUCCUUCACUCUCCACGAGGAAAACCAUCCUCGUUCAAGUAUCUGACAUUAAUGACAACCCCCCGCGGUUCUCUCAGCCUUCAUAUACUGUUUAUGUGACCGAGAAUAAUGCCCCGGGCGCUUCCAUUUGCUCUGUAACUGCAUUCGACCCCGAUUCUAACCAGAACGCCUAUCUGUCUUACUCUAUUCUCGAGGGUCAGAUCCAGGGCAUGCCCGUGUCCACUUAUGUCUCAAUCAACUCUGACAACGGCAAUAUAUAUGCACUGCGUUCCUUUGAUUAUGAGCAACUUAGAAACUUUCAGAUCUUGGUACAGGCGCAGGACGCUGGAUUCCCCCCUCUCGCCAAUAACAUCACAGUCAACGUCUUUGUUUUGGACCAGAAUGACAAUGCACCUGUUAUUGUAUCCCCUCUGCCCAAAAACGGCACCGUGGCCACAGAGGUGGUUCCGCGGUCAGUAGACGCUGGGUAUCUGGUUACCAAAAUAACAGCGUUAGACGCGGACGCAGGACAAAACUCCCGUCUGUCCUAUCAGGUGUUGCAGGCUACAGACCCGGGGCUGUUCAGUGUGGCUCUGUACACAGGCGAAAUCAGGACUAUUCGCCGGCUGGUGGAGAAAGACGCAACAAGGCAAAGACUGGUAAUACUAGUCAAGGACAACGGACAGCCGCCUCUCUCUGCCACUGUCUCCAUUAUCCUUACAGUGGUAGACAGUGUUCCCGAGUCGCUGUCAGAUUUCGGAGACCUCACACUCAGCCCACAGCCCCCCUCAAACCUCGCUCUCUACUUGAUCGUGUCACUGAGCACAAUAUCUUUAAUAUUCCUUGUGGCUAUUAUCGUGCUGGCUGCAGCCAAGUGUUACAAGGACAGAGACACACUCAGCGGGUACAACCUCCCUCCGCUCGCAUGCUGCUGUUGCGGGGGGUUUCAGCCCGAUCCACCCCCGGAGGUUUUCAAAAAAUCCAACCUCAACCUGCAGAUUUCCUCCGCGGCCAAAGUCCCCACAAACUGUAUGGAGGUGAAUGGAAACAGCAGUCUCUCGCAGUCAUAUUGUUAUAAAGUGUGCCUGACCCCCGAAUCAGCCAAAAGUGACUUUAUGUUUCUGAAGCCGUGCAGCCCCGGGAGCACGCCGAGAAACAACGAGGCGAAGAGCGCAGAAAACUCGUGGAACGCGCAAAGCCGGAGCGCAUCUGUGAACAACGGAGCAACGACUCCCAAUGAGCUGAAGCAGCCGAACACAGACUGGACUCUCACAAAAAAUCAGAACUCCUCCCUUAAAAGUUAUAACUCUAUCAACAUGGAUGGCACCCUCAUGCGUAAAGCUAUGCAUGCAGACCCAGAAAACUACGUCACCUCCAUGGCGCCUGGGCAGUACUGGACCUGGGGUACACACAUGAGAGGGGUGAAAGACUAUAAGAUGUCUCCUUCAACCAGUGGGGUCCCCUCUCGCCCCUGGACUCCUCUGUGCACACCUCCUCCUCAACAGCAGCAGCCAUCGAUACCUCCCCACCCCCACCCUCAUCCACACCCUCAUCCGCACCCCCACCCACCACCUGACUACCACCACAAUGUGCACAUCCCUGGGACACCAUCAGGCUUUUGCACCCUGAGGCCAGCAGUACACCGAAGCGAGCUGGACGUCCACAAUGCAUUCUCAACCUUUGGGAAGAAGCGUCGUCUCCAGAUGUCCCCCCAGGGAGAGGCUGCGAUUAUAAAUAAUGACUUGUACAAUGACUGUUCCCUAUCUGCAUUUGACCCUGACCUCCAUGAAAACCAGUAUCUAGUUUAUUUCAUCCUAGAGAGGGAGAUAGCCAACACCUCCAUGUCCAUGCUGUUCUCCAUCAACCCAGAGAACGGGAAUCUUUACGCACUAAAAACUUUUGACUAUGAGAUCGAGAAGGAGUUUCUCUUCCACAUCGAGGCCAGGGACUCUGGCUCUCCUCCUCUCAGCAGUAACGUGACGGUGCACAUCAUCAUUGUGGACCAGAACGACAACGCUCCGGUUAUUGUGUCUCCGUGGCGCGCACACGGCUCGGUGGUGGAGGAAAAGAUCCCCAGAUCUACCGAUAAAGGCUCUCUGGUUUCUAAAGUGAUAGCCUUGGACACAGACUCGGUGCACAACUCCCGGAUAACCUACCAGUUCCUGCAGGUGACUGACGCCACCUUGUUCAGUCUGGACCAAUACAACGGAGAGAUCCGGACCAUGAGGAUGUUCAGCUACAGAGACCCGCGCCACCAGAGACUGGUUGUUGUUGCCAAGGACAACGGGCAGCCUGCCCUCUCUGCUACAGUCACCAUCAAGCUGUCCACAGUGGAGACUGCCGUGAAGGCCUACUCUGACAUGACCGAGGUGCCUCUAGAAUAUGACAUCUUCUCAGACCUCAACCUGUACCUGGUCAUCGGUCUGGGCUCCGUGUCAUUUCUCCUGCUGAUCACCAUACUGGUCACCAUCGUAAUCAAGUGUCAGAAACCCAAGCCCAGCAAAGCGGCUCCUCCCUGCAGGAACAGUGUGAUCAGUGAGGGGAACUCCACCAUCGCAGACUCCACUCUGGUCUCCAACGACGCCUACUGUGCUGUAAACCAGCCCACAACAAUGGGGUCAUUUGUAACAAUGCAGUCUUGCAGAAGGUACGUGGUGCUCGUUAUUUUUCUUUCUUUCGUUGGUAACAUAUCGACUUCAGUGACACAUUAUUCAAUACCGGAGGAAAUGAAAGAAGGAUCAGUUUUAGCUAACAUUGCUACGGAUCUUAGCCUGGAUAUAAAUACACUGAAUCAGAGGAAGAUGCGUCUUGACAUUAUUGCAAAUAAGAAAUAUCUGGAUGUGAACAAAGAGACUGGAGAACUGUAUAUUGUAGAGAAGAUUGACAGAGAAUACAUGUGUCUUGCAAAGUCGUCUUGUUAUCUCAAACUGGAGGUUAUACUAGAAAAUCCAAUCCGCAUUUUUAAUAUAGAAGUAGAAAUUCUGGAUAUGAACGACAACGCCCCGCAAUUUCGGAGAGACGUCAUACAUUUAGACAUUUCUGAAGCAACGCCGAAAGGAGAGAGGUUCUCUCUCAGCAAUGCAGUUGAUCCUGAUGUUGGAAGCAAUUCAGUAAAAACAUACAAUUUUAGCGAAAGUGAACAUUUUAAUAUUGAAGUUCAGACUGGAAGAGAUGGGUCAAAAUUUGCGGAAUUAAUCUUAACAAAGAGUUUAGACCGAGAGCAGCAGGCUGUGCAUAAUUUAAUUCUCACAGCUGUAGAUGGAGGCACACCUGCACGUUCUGGCAUGGCAAGUGUUAUCGUUCGUGUUUUAGACACAAAUGACAACACUCCUACUUUUGACAAAAUAAAUUACAGUAUUAAAAUCAUGGAAAAUUCUCCCAUUGGAAGUCUUGUUGUUCAUCUUAAUGCAACAGACUUAGACGAGGGGUCAAAUUCUGAUAUAACAUACUCUUACAGUUUAUAUACAUCAGAGAAAACCCAGGAAACAUUUAAUCUGAAUCCUUCCUCUGGUGAAAUUACUGUUAAAGGAAUGUUAAAUUAUGAGGACUUCAGGAUUUAUGAUAUGGAGGUUAUAGCAACUGAUAAAGGAGCCAAUAGUUUAUCAGGACAAUGCACUGUAAACAUUCUGGUUGAAGACAUGAAUGACAACCACCCAGAAAUAUCUAUUAAAUCCUUUCAGAGUCCAGUCAAUGAAAACAUAGAAUUAGACACAGUGAUAGCAGUGGUGAGUGUCAGUGAUAAAGACUCUGGGGACAAUGGAGUGGUUGAUCUUCACAUUCCUGAUAACAUGCCUUUCAAACUGAGGGAGUCCUCUGAUAACUAUUAUGAAUUAGUGGUGUCAGAGCCGUUAGAUCGUGAGAGGGUCCCUGAAUAUGACAUCACUUUCACUGUGACAGACAGAGGCUCUCCUCCUUUGUCUGACAAUGAGACCAUGACCUUAGAGCUGCUGGAUGUUAAUGACAAUGUGCCACAGUUCCCUCAGUCAUUUUAUACUAUACGUGUGGAGGAGAAUAACGCUCCUGGAGCCCUGCUCAGUUCCCCAACUGCGUUUGACCCUGACCUCCAUGAAAACCAGUAUCUAGUUUAUUUCAUCCUAGAGAGGGAGAUAGCCAACACCUCCAUGUCCAUGCUGUUCUCCAUCAACCCAGAGAACGGGAAUCUUUACGCACUAAAAACUUUUGACUAUGAGAUCGAGAAGGAGUUUCUCUUCCACAUCGAGGCCAGAGACUCUGGCUCUCCUCCUCUCAGCAGUAAUGUGACGGUGCACAUCAUCAUUGUGGACCAGAACGACAACGCUCCGGUUAUUGUGUCUCCGUGGCGCGCACACGGCUCGGUGGUGGAGGAAAAGAUCCCCAGAUCCACCGAUAAAGGCUCUCUGGUUUCUAUGAUAGCCUUGGACACAGACUCGGUGCACAACUCCCGGAUCACCUACCAGUUCCUGCAGGUGACUGACGCCACCUUGUUCAGUCUGGACCAAUACAACGGAGAGAUCCGGACCAUGAGGAUGUUCAGCUACAGAGACCCGCGCCACCAGAGACUGGUUGUUGUUGCCAAGGACAACGGGCAGCCUGCCCUCUCUGCUACAGUCACCAUCAAGCUGUCCACAGUGGAGACUGCCGUGAAGACCUACUCUGACAUGACUGAGGUGCCUCUAGAAUAUGACAUCUUCUCAGACCUCAACCUGUACCUGGUCAUCGGUCUGGGCUCCGUGUCAUUUCUCCUGCUGAUCACCAUACUGGUCACCAUCGUGAUCAAGUGUCAGAAACCCAAGCCCAACAAAGCGGCUCCUCCCUGCAGGAACAGUGUGAUCAGUGAGGGGAACUCCACCAUCGCAGACUCCACUCUGGUCUCCAACGACGCCUACUGGUACAGUAUGUUUCUAGCAGAGACCAGGAAAGGAAAGAUGGUGGUCAGACAGCCUGUGCCAAAGGGCUCCAGAUACAUCGUGUCCAGUUUACCACGAGGCACUGGACUCACAGACACUAGUGGAUCAGCAGCCUCCACCCUGCAGGUAUGUUCAGUGAUACUGCACGCAACAAUGGGGUCCUUUUUAAAAAUGCAGUCUUGCAGAAGGUACGUGGUGCUCGUUAUUUUUCUUUCUUUCUUUCGUAACAUAUCGACUUCAGAGACUCAUUAUUCAAUACCGGAAGAAAUGAAUGAAGGAUCUGUUGUAGCUAAUAUUGCUACAGAUCUCAGCCUGGAUGUUAAGACACUGAAUCAGAGGAAGAUGCGUGUUGACAGUAUUGCAAAUAAGAAAUAUCUGGAUGUGAACAAAGAGACUGGAGAACUGUACAUUGUAGAGAAGAUUGACAGGGAAAAUAUUUGCCCGAGCAAGUCAUCAGCGUCUUGUUACCUCCGAUUGGAGGUAAUCCUUGAAAACCCACUACGAAUCUUUAACAUAGAAGUGGAACUUUUGGAUAUGAACGACAACGCCCCGCAAUUUCGGAGAGAGGCCAUACAUUUAGACAUAUCUGAAGCAACGCCGAAAGGGGAGAGGUUCUCUCUCAGCAAUGCAGUUGAUCCUGAUGUUGGAAGCAAUUCAGUGAAAACAUACAAUCUGAGUGAAAGUGAACAUUUUAAUAUUGAAGUUCAGACUGGAAGAGAUGGAUCGAAAUCUGCAGAAUUAAUCUUAACAAAGAGUUUAGACCGAGAGCAGCAGGCUGUGCAUAAUUUAAUUCUCACAGCUGUAGAUGGAGGCACACCUGCACGUUCUGGCACUGCAAGUGUUAUCGUUCAUGUUUCCGACACGAAUGACAACACUCCUACUUUUGACAAAACAAAUUACAGCAUCAAAAUAAUGGAAAAUUCUCCCAUUGGAAGUCUUGUUGUUCAUCUUAAUGCAACAGACUUAGACGAGGGGUCAAAUUCUGAUAUAACAUACUCUUACAGUUUAUAUACAUCAGAGAAAACGCAGGACACAUUUAAUCUGAAUCCUUCCUCUGGUGAAAUUACUGUUAAAGGAAUGUUAAAUUAUGAGGACUUCAGGAUUUAUGAUAUGGAAGUUAUAGCAACUGAUAAAGGAGCCAAUAGUUUAUCAGGACAAUGCACUGUAAACAUUCUGGUUGAAGACAUGAAUGACAACCACCCAGAAAUAUCUAUUAAAUCCUUUCAGAGUCCAGUCAAUGAAAACAUAGAAUUAGACACAGUGAUAGCAGUGGUGAGUGUCCGUGAUAAAGACUCAGGGGACAAUGGAGUGGUUGAUCUUCACAUUCCUGAUAACAUGCCUUUCAAACUGAGGGAGUCCUCUGAUAACUAUUAUGAAUUAGUGGUGUCAGAGCCGUUAGACCGUGAGAGGGUCCCUGAAUAUGACAUCACUUUCACUGUGACAGACAGAGGCUCUCCUCCUUUAUCUGACAAUGAGACCAUGACCUUAGAGCUGCUGGAUGUUAAUGACAAUGUUCCACAGUUCCCUCAGUCAUUUUAUACUAUACGUGUGGAGGAGAAUAACGCUCCUGGAGCCCUGCUCAGUUCCCCAACUGCGUUUGACCCUGACCUCCAUGAAAACCAGUAUCUAGUUUAUUUCAUCCUAGAGAGGGAGAUAGCCAACACCUCCAUGUCCAUGCUGUUCUCCAUCAACCCAGAGAACGGGAAUCUUUACGCACUAAAAACUUUUGACUAUGAGAUCGAGAAGGAGUUUCUCUUCCACAUCGAGGCCAGAGACUCUGGCUCUCCUCCUCUCAGCAGUAACGUGACGGUGCACAUCAUCAUUGUGGACCAGAACGACAACGCUCCGGUUAUUGUGUCUCCGUGGCGCGCACACGGCUCUGUGGUGGAGGAAAAGAUCCCCAGAUCCACCGAUAAAGGCUCUCUGGUUUCUAAAGUGAUAGCCUUGGACACAGACUCGGUGCACAACUCCCGGAUCACCUACCAGUUCCUGCAGGUGACUGACGCCACCUUGUUCAGUCUGGACCAAUACAACGGAGAGAUCCGGACCAUGAGAAUGUUCAGCUACAGAGACCCGCGCCACCAGAGACUGGUUGUUGUUGCCAAGGACAACGGGCAGCCUGCCCUCUCUGCUACAGUCACUAUCAAGCUGUCCACAGUGGAGACUGCCGUGAAGACCUACUCUGACAUGACUGAGGUGCCUCUAGAAUAUGACAUCUUCUCAGACCUCAACCUGUACCUGGUCAUCGGUCUGGGCUCCGUGUCAUUUCUCCUGCUGAUCACCAUACUGGUCACCAUCGUGAUCAAGUGUCAGAAACCCAAGCCCAGCAAAGCGGCUCCUCCCUGCAGGAACAGUGUGAUCAGUGAGGGGAACUCCACCAUCGCAGACUCCACUCUGGUCUCCAACGACGCCUACUGGUACAGUAUGUUUCUAGCAGAGACCAGGAAAGGAAAGAUGGUGGUCAGACAGCCUGUGCCAAAGGGCUCCAGAUACAUCGUGUCCAGUUUACCACGAGGCACUGGACUCACAGACACUAGUGGAUCAGCAGCCUCCACUCUGCAGAUCGCUAAAGGUGCAGUGAUACUGCACGCAACGGGGUCCUUUUUAAAAAUGCAGUCUUGCAGAAGGUACGUGCUGCUUGUUGUUUUUCUUUCUUUCGCUGGUAACAUAUCGACCUCAGAGACUCAUUAUUCAAUACCAGAAGAAAUGAAAGAAGGAUCAGUUGUAGCUAAUAUUGCUACCGAUCUCAGCCUGGAUGUUAAGACACUGAAUCAGAGGAAGAUGCGUCUUGACAUUAUUGCAAAUAAGAAAUAUCUGGAUGUGAACAAAGAGACUGGAGAACUGUAUAUUGUAGAGAAGAUUGACAGGGAAAAUAUUUGCAAUACAAAAUCAUCAGCAUCUUGUUACCUCCGAUUGGAGGUAAUCCUUGAAAACCCAGUACGAAUUUUUAAUAUAGAAGUUGAAAUUUUGGAUAUGAACGACAACGCCCCGCAAUUUCGGAGAGACGUCAUACAUUUAGACAUUUCUGAAGCAACGCCGAAAGGAGAGAGAUUCUCUCUCAGCAAUGCAGUUGAUCCUGAUGUUGGAAGCAAUUCAGUAAAAACCUACCAUCUGAGUGGAAGUGAACAUUUUAAUAUUGAAGUUCAGACUGGAAGAGAUGGGUCAAAAUCUGCAGAAUUAAUCUUAACAAAGAGUUUAGACCGAGAGCAGCAGGCUGUGCAUACUUUAAUUCUCACAGCUGUAGAUGGAGGCACACCUGCACGUUCUGGCACUGCAAGUGUUAUCGUUCGUGUUUUAGACACAAAUGACAACACUCCUACUUUUGACAAAAUUAACUACAAUAUUAAAAUAAUGGAAAAUUCUCCCAUUGGAAGUCUGGUUGUUCAUCUUAAUGCAACAGACUUAGAUGAGGGGUCCAAUUCUGAUAUAACAUACUCCUACAGUUUAUAUACAUCAGAGAAAACGCAGGAAACAUUUAAUCUGAAUCCUUCCUCUGGUGAAAUUACUGUUAAAGGAAUGUUAAAUUAUGAGGACUUCAGGAUUUAUGAUAUGGAAGUUAUAGCAACUGAUAAAGGAGCCAAUAGUUUAUCAGGACAAUGCACUGUAAACAUUCUGGUUGAAGACAUGAAUGACAACCACCCAGAAAUAUCUAUUAAAUCCUUUCAGAGUCCAGUCAAUGAAAACAUAGAAUUAGACACAGUGAUAGCAGUGGUGAGUGUCAGUGAUAAAGACUCAGGAGACAAUGGAGUGGUUGAUCUUCACAUUCCUGAUAACAUGCCUUUCAAACUGAGGGAGUCCUCUGAUAACUAUUAUGAAUUAGUGGUGUCAGAGCCGUUAGACCGUGAGAGGGUCCCUGAAUAUGACAUCACUUUCACUGUGACAGACAGAGGCUCUCCUCCUUUGUCUGACAAUGAGACCAUGACGUUAGAGCUGCUGGAUGUUAAUGACAAUGUUCCACAGUUCCCUCAGUCAUUUUAUACUAUACGUGUGGAGGAGAAUAACGCUCCUGGAGCCCUGCUCAGUUCCCCAACUGCGUUUGACCCUGACCUCCAUGAAAACCAGUAUCUAGUUUAUUUCAUCCUAGAGAGGGAGAUAGCCAACACCUCCAUGUCCAUGCUGUUCUCCAUCAACCCAGAGAACGGGAAUCUUUACGCACUAAAAACGUUUGACUAUGAGAUUGAGAAGGAGUUUCUCUUCCACAUCGAGGCCAGAGACUCUGGCUCUCCUCCUCUCAGCAGUAACGUGACGGUGCACAUCAUCAUUGUGGACCAGAACGACAACGCUCCGGUUAUUGUGUCUCCGUGGCGCGCACACGGCUCUGUGGUGGAGGAAAAGAUCCCAAGAUCUACCGAUAAAGGCUCUCUGGUUUCUAAAGUGAUAGCCUUGGACACAGACUCGGUGCACAACUCCCGGAUCACCUACCAGUUCCUGCAGGUGACUGACGCCACCUUGUUCAGUCUGGACCAAUACAACGGAGAGAUCCGGACCAUGAGGAUGUUCAGCUACAGAGACCCGCGCCACCAGAGACUGGUUGUUGUUGCCAAGGACAACGGGCAGCCUGCCCUCUCUGCUACAGUCACCAUCAAGCUGUCCACAGUGGAGACUGCCGUGAAGGCCUACUCUGACAUGACAGAGGUGCCUCUAGAAUAUGACAUCUUCUCAGACCUCAACCUGUACCUGGUCAUCGGUCUGGGCUCCGUGUCAUUUCUCCUGCUGAUCACCAUACUGGUCACCAUCGUAAUCAAGUGUCAGAAACCCAAGCCCAGCAAAGCGGCUCCUCCCUGCAGGAACAGUGUGAUCAGUGAGGGGAACUCCACCAUCGCAGACUCCACUCUGGUCUCCAACGACGCCUACUGGUACAGUAUGUUUCUAGCAGAGACCAGGAAAGGAAAGAUGGUGGUCAGACAGCCUGUGCCCAAGGGCUCCAGAUACAUCGUGUCCAGUUUACCACGAGGCACUGGACUCACAGACACUAGUGGAUCAGCAGCCUCCACUCUGCAGUUAUGUUCAAUGGCUCGUCUAAUUCAUCAGUAUUCCUGCACAGGGUACGUUUUCAUAUUUCUCUUUCUUUCUGCCAUAAUGCACACGGUGUCCCCCGUGACCCAUUAUUCUGUUCCCGAAGAAAUGGAAGAAGGCUCAGUCGUUGCUAAUUUAGCAAUUGAUCUGGGAUUAGACGUGAAGACUCUGAAUAAGAGGGAAAUGCGCGUAGAUCUCGUAGGAAAUAAAAAGUAUAUCGACAUCAACAAAGACACAGGAGAGCUGUUCAUGCAGGAAAGGAUCGACAGAGAGCUUUUAUGCCCCUUGAAGACAACAACGUGCUUUCUCAGAUUAGACGCUACGAUUGAAAACCCGAUACGAAUGUUUAACAUUGAGGUGGAAAUCACGGACAUUAACGACAACGCUCCUCAUUUCCGACGGGGAACGAUGCAUUUGGACAUAUCUGAAUCAAGCCCUGUUGGAGAGAGAUUCUCAUUGAACAAUGCUGCAGACCCGGAUGUUGGAACAAAUUCUGUGAACAAUUACCAUCUGAGCUCAAGUGAACAUUUCUCCAUCGAAAUUCAGACCGGGAGAGACGGGACAAAGUUUGCGGAUUUGAUUUUGAAAAAAGCAUUAGAUAGAGAGCAGCAGGCUGUGCAUAAUCUUAUUCUCACUGCUGUGGACGGUGGAGUGCCCACGCGCACAGGUACAGCCAGCAUCAUUGUUCGCGUGCUUGAUGUGAACGACAACGCCCCGUCAUUUGAUAAAGACAAAUACAUCAUAGAUGUGAUGGAAAACUCCCCCAUUGGCAGUCUAGUAAUACAAUUAAAAGCUACUGAUUUAGACGAAGGGUCAAAUUCUGAUAUUAUUUAUUCAUAUAGUUUAUAUACAUCAGAGAGAACACAACAGGUGUUUAACUUAAAUCCAGAAAAUGGUGAAAUCAGAGUGAAAGAGAUGAUAAAUUACGAAGAUUUUAAACUUUAUGACAUGGAAGUUAUUGCCAGUGAUAAGGGGCCUAACUCCUUAACAGGACAGUGUAAACUGACAAUACAGGUGGCAGACAUGAAUGACAAUCAUCCAGAAAUAUCCAUCAAGUCUUUUCAAAGUCCAAUUAAAGAAAACAUAGAAUUAGACACAGUGAUAGCAGUGGUGAGUGUCAGUGAUAAAGACUCAGGGGACAAUGGAGUGGUUGAUCUUCACAUUCCUGAUAACAUGCCUUUCAAACUGAGGGAGUCCUCUGAUAACUAUUAUGAAUUAGUGGUGUCAGAGCCGUUAGACCGUGAGAGGGUCCCUGAAUAUGACAUCACUUUCACUGUGACAGACAGAGGCUCUCCUCCUUUGUCUGACAAUGAGACCAUGACCUUAGAGCUGCUGGAUGUUAAUGACAAUGUUCCACAGUUCCCUCAGUCAUUCUAUACUAUACGUGUGGAGGAGAAUAACGCUCCUGGAGCCCUGCUCAGUUCCCCAACUGCGUUUGACCCUGACCUCCAUGAAAACCAGUAUCUAGUUUAUUUCAUCCUAGAGAGGGAGAUAGCCAACACCUCCAUGUCCAUGCUGUUCUCCAUUAACCCAGAGAACGGGAAUCUUUACGCACUAAAAACUUUUGACUAUGAGAUCGAGAAGGAGUUUCUCUUCCACAUCGAGGCCAGGGACUCUGGCUCUCCUCCUCUCAGCAGUAACGUGACGGUGCACAUCAUCAUUGUGGACCAGAACGACAACGCUCCGGUUAUUGUGUCUCCGUGGCGCGCACACGGCUCUGUGGUGGAGGAAAAGAUCCCCAGAUCUACCGAUAAAGGCUCUCUGGUUUCUAAAGUGAUAGCCUUGGACACAGACUCGGUGCACAACUCCCGGAUCACCUACCAGUUCCUGCAGGUGACUGACGCCACCUUGUUCAGUCUGGACCAAUACAACGGAGAGAUCCGGACCAUGAGGAUGUUCAGCUACAGAGACCCGCGCCACCAGAGACUGGUUGUCGUUGCCAAGGACAACGGGCAGCCUGCCCUCUCUGCUACAGUCACCAUCAAGCUCUCCACAGUGGAGACUGCCGUGAAGACCUACUCUGACAUGACCGAGGUGCCUCUAGAAUAUGACAUCUUCUCAGACCUCAACCUGUACCUGGUCAUCGGUCUGGGCUCCGUGUCAUUUCUCCUGCUGAUCACCAUACUGGUCACCAUCGUAAUCAAGUGUCAGAAACCCAAGCCCAACAAAGCGGCUCCUCCCUGCAGGAACAGUGUGAUCAGUGAGGGGAACUCCACCAUCGCAGACUCCACUCUGGUCUCCAACGACGCCUACUGGUAUAGUAUGUUUCUAGCAGAGACCAGGAAAGGAAAGAUGGUGGUCAGACAGCCUGUGCCCAAGGGCUCCAGAUACAUCGUGUCCAGUUUACCACGAGGCACUGGACUCACAGACACUAGUGGAUCAGCAGCCUCCACUCUGCAGGUAUGGAAACACCUCAAUUAAACAUAGCUAUACAAAAGUAUGGUCUUUUUGCAAACUACAUUAUGUAUGUGUUUUGCCCACAGCUCUCCACACUCUUAAAAAUUAAAUUAUGUUAUUGUUUAAUAGGUUUGUAUAAAAACACAUAUACCAUCGUUGGUAAAAGGUUACAGAUAUAAUUGAAGUGUUCCUACAAGUAUUUGCUUCUUGUAAUAGAUUAGAUAUUUGCAAUAUUUGCCCCUUCCACAUCAGGGUUUCUUGCACAUUGUUCUUAGAUUUGGCUCAAGGUGGACAGGCAACAACAAAAUAAUUGAUUGCGCUCUUUGUGGGAGCAUGACAUAAACACCAAACUAAUUAUAAUGACAUUUAAAGAAAAAAAACACAAAAUAAAAACAGGAGUGCAGCAACAUACAGUAUCUCAACAUACUUGAAUGAUUUCAGCAACACAAAUCUGCGUGUAAGUGUGACACGAAGGAAAGGAUAGUGGCGUAAUUUGAACCGAUAGUUUAUUGUGUUUUAUUAACGUUAUUAAAUACAUAUAUUAAAGAUCCGUUUUAUUAAAGACGGUUCAACAGAAAAAGCAAAAUUGC